Messenger RNA from Necator americanus (New World hookworm), 2163 nucleotides. RefSeq lists its product as uncharacterized. The record is from RefSeq and is a predicted model, not a curated record. The transcript is spliced from 17 exons. The coding region runs from base 1 to 2163 and encodes 720 amino acids. Gene Ontology annotation, molecular function: RNA binding; protein binding. Gene Ontology annotation, biological process: positive regulation of transcription by RNA polymerase I; positive regulation of rRNA processing. NCBI's taxonomy places the organism in Eukaryota, Metazoa, Nematoda, Chromadorea, Rhabditida, Ancylostomatidae. Gene Ontology annotation, cellular component: nucleolus.
AUGGCGAAUUGCGAGAAGUGGAUAACGCGAAGUGUACGCAGUCUGCCUAUUGGAUCUGUUGCGUUCGAUCAGACCAAUGCUGUUGCUGCUACGUGUGUUGGCAGUGAUUGCGUGCUUUAUUCGGUCUCCAGUGGUAAACGUGUUGCUGUUCUAGAGCACACCGAUGACCUGGUAUCAGCUUUUUUCGUGGAGAAAGAUAAGCUGUUAGCUUUCACAAAAAAUGGUGAGGUGGUGGAAUGGGCAGUAUCGGGUGAGAAACCUGCACAACUCUCGUCCCAUAAAGUUACAGCCUUUCCUGUACGGAAAGCGUUCUUUCUACAUGAUGAGAAACGUUGUGUAGUAGUUGUGGAUCAUGGAUCUCAUCUCACUGUUAACAAUCUUAUGAGUGAAAAAUCUCUUGCUACCAUUGCUAAUCUUCCUGCUGAUCUUCGAAAUGAGCAGAUUGCUGUGACGAGUCAUUAUGUUACUUACUGCAACGGCAAGGAAGUCUUUGUGAUUCCGUUCGAAGAGGACUCAGACUUUCCUCCCAGCAAUUAUACGUGUAAGACACAUAUUGAAGGAUUAGGAGAUCGAAACGCCGACAAUGUUUUUGUCAGGAUCACAGCGCUAGGAGAUACUAUCGCUGCGACACUCGCCAUUGGAAGAGUUUAUAUAUGGUCCCAUGUUUCGAAGAAAGGCAUACAAGAUUCUGCUUUCACCAUCCACUGGCACAAGGUAGCUCCUAGCAUAGCAUUAACACAGUUUGGUGGGUUGCUGUCUGCUGGAGCAGAAGCUGUACUGUGCAAAUUCACGCUCAGUGGAGCAGGUCGACCAAACAUGCUUCCUCGCCUCCCCGCUCCUGUUCGCGACUUGGCCAUUUCCGCGGAUGCAAGCCAUGUGGCAGUGAUUCUAGAAGAUAAUUCGCUGCAUGUGGUGGCCACUGCAAGCAUGAAUGUGCUUUCAACACUCGAAACUGUGGUUAAUUGCAAUCGGUCACUGAAGUCUGUUUUUACAACGGAUCCCUGUUCACCAGGAAUGUUGGUAAUGAAUGGCAAACCGGGUUCUUUACAGUGGAUAAGUAGCACUGAUUCCAAAACUUUUCGUCAGACGUGCUUUUCUUUGGAGAACGUAGCCGACGGUGACAUGUCUUUUGCUGGCAUCACUCAAACUUUUCCGGAUGUGGAGCAGGUCUUUUUCACAAAAUCAACUAUAGUCACUCUUGAAACAGUCAUCAACUUCGAAGAAGAACAUAAGCGGCUUCGUUUUUGGGAGCGUUCGCAAAAAAGCGAUUCAGCAGUUCAAAUAGUGGAAUCUUUUAUUGUCUCAAAAGACACUGUAAGCAUAACUGGUUGCAAGCAACCGUCCUCGAACGCGGAAGAAAUGUUUUUAUCCGUAAUGAAGAGCGGGAAGGUCAACGUUUGGAUCCCUCGUGAAGAAGGAACACGCUUUAAACUGGAUCCAGUUCGACAAAUUGACCGGCAGUAUGAAUUCCGCAUUGGUUCCGUAAUCCAUAACAAGAUGUGGGCGUCGGCGCAUCCGGAAGGUGCAAACGAUACUGAUGUGGUUGUAAUCUGGAAUACGUCCGACAUGAGUGAGAUCGAUGUCCUGCGCACGGACGGACGGGUUAGCUCGGUUCAAUUCGACGAGAAGAGCCAUCUAGUUUGCGCUACUGACAAAGCAGUGCGAUGUUGGAAGCACACGGCAAUGCAGUUCGAGUUUUUAUGGAUUGUGGAACAACCAUUAAUGAUUCACGUCAGCUCCUUUGGAGGUUUUGCUUGGCAUGAGAACGACGUGAUGGAAUUCGAUGUUGAGACUGCUGCGCUCACAUCUUCGUUCCACUUCGCAGCUCCUAUAACUGAUCUCCUUGCAACAAAAGAUGACAGUGAACAAGUGAUAGUUGUUGCAAGAUCCGAGAAAGGUUUACUGUUCGCCUGUCCAAAGUCGCAUCAGACAAAGAAAGCGGAGGAGUCGUCGAACGUAGCAGGGAAAACUCCUUUUGCCUCACUUGCUCCAGUGGAAACGUCGGCUCAAACGCCAUCGUCGGGCGCUCCUUUGAGGCCAGCGGCGAAGACCGCAGCCGUACAUUUGUUUGAUGGUCCGUGUCACGCUCUUCCACCUGUUUCUCAUCUUGCACCAUUAUUUAUUGCUCAAUGUUUGGCACCACCACUCCCAGAAAAAAGAUGA